AUUAUUCUAUUCUACGAGAGAAUUGCCUUCCGCCGAGAAGCUCAAGGAAGAAAGUCUCGGGCGAGAAGACGACAGUUCGGUGUUUGCUUCUCAAGCACUCUCUCUCUCUCUCUCAACUUUUUUUUUUUCUUCCAUUCUCUCUCUUCAACAGCUACAAGACGACGGAACCCAAAAGCCAAAGCUCUGAGAAAAAUUCCUGAUUCACUCUCUGCACGCGCCUUCAGGUGGCUACGUUUCCCCUCUUUGCUGGCGUUAGAUUCUACUCCCAUCUGUCCAAAUUCAGAUUUUCCAUCUCUCGUUUUGCUAUUUCCGAUUCGAUCCGAUGAAAAAAAAUCCGUCGCUGAUUGCUGUGGAAUUCGAGUGUGAGGAGAAUUUUGAAGUAUGAUGCUGAAUCGAAGUCCGCCUAAGCAUAGACAUGAUGGAACCUCGCCGUUGCCGCUUGGAAUGGACUGGAGCCCUCCUCCUCGAAAAUGGAAUGGGAAAGACACAGUUUGGCCUCAUGACCAUCACACAGGAUGGAGUUACUGUGUUAUAAUACCUUCAUGGGUUGCCCUUCCUAAAACACGAGCUGCAGAUCCCAUAGUGUUCUACAGGGUUCAGGUUGCUGUACAGUCACCUGAAGGGAUCACAGCAAUGCGGGGAGUAUUACGGCGAUUUAAUGAUUUCAUGAAUUUAUUUUCAGAUGUUAAAAAGUCUUUUCCAAAGAAAAUUAUUCCUCCAGCUCCUCCCAAAGGAAUCUUACGGAUGAAGACCAGGGCACUUUUAGAAGAGAGAAGGCGCUCUUUAGAGGAGUGGUUGACAAAGCUCCUGUCUGACAUUGAUAUAUCAAGAAGUGUUGCAGUAGCGUCCUUCCUUGAGCUAGAAGCUGCUGCUAGGUCUUCUUUCCAAAAUGAUAAUCAGGGGCCAUCAGGUGAAUACCCUGAUUAUAGCAGCAAGAUUUCAGCACAUCAGUCCCCUCCUAAUUCGAGCUCAUCUACGCUCAUUGGUGGUCUGUCACUUGCAUCAGAUUAUGGUAGUGAUACUGCUUACGAGGCCUCUGAACUUGGUACAGCAAGUCUGGGAAGAGAUGAUAAUUCGGAAAUUGCCAUCGAUGAUUUAGCUCUGGACGACGAUCUUUCAAGUCCAAUUGAAAAACUUGUGAAGUAUGGAUUGUCCAAUAUUGAUGAGGGACUGUUUAUGGGACAGACCAUUCUAGAGCAGUUGGAAGGCCUUCCAAAACAUAAAGCUCAUCCUAGAUAUAAUAACAAUUUAAAGGAUGGUCAUAAUGGUAAUACUUCCAAAGCAUCGUACUUGGAUAAAAAUGGACUUGUACCAUCUCUAGAGCCCGUGCAUGGUAAGGUAAUUGGCCAUGCUCGCAAGCUGUCUGAUGAGAGUGUAGCAAGUGAUGCAAGUUCUUUGAGAGGUGGAGAAUUUUCAAGCGUGUCACUUCGAAAUUCAGUAGGCAAUGGCUCACUUGACCAUUCGGGAGCUGAGGUUUCAAAUGCAAUUGAAUUUCAUAGCAACCCCGAAUUGCAUUUUUCACAUGAUGCACUCCUCUUCCCAAAGGAUCAUCGGCAUAAAAUGAAUAGGGUUCUUUCAACAAUGCAUCAAAGGCUAGUGACAGCAAAAACAGACAUGGAGGACCUUAUCUCAAGAUUGAAUCAGGAAAUAACUGUGAAAGAUUACCUUACAACAAUGGUUAAGGAUUUGGAAGUAGAACUUGAAACAAACAAGCAGAAAAGUAAAGAAAACCUUCAACAAGCUAUUUUGAUGGAGAGGGAAAAAGUUACCCAAAUGCAGUGGGAAAUGGAGGAACUUCGUCACAAAUCAUUGGAAAUGGAGUUAAAAUUGAAGUAUAAAGAAAAAAAGGGUGAAAAUUCAUUUUCAGUGCCUACAGAAGAAUUUACCCUCCAGGAGAAAGUUGCCUUGCAAGAAGAGCUUGAAUCCACGAAAGAACAACUAAAGAAUGUUUCUAAGCAAUUUGAAGAGCUUGAAGGAAAAUCAAAAGCGGACAUCAGGGUGCUUGUUAAAGAGGUCAAAUCUCUUCGAAGUACCCAAGCCAAACUUAAACAGGAGCUUAGUCAAACACUUGAACAGAAGUCUGAGACUGAGGAACUUCUUCAACAGGAAAGAGAAAUGAGACAGCAUGCAAACAAGGCUUGGAGCAAGCUGCUGUCUGAAUGCAAGAGCCUACAUGGUCGGCUUAAAAAAUGCAGCAUGAAUUUUUCACCGGAUGACGAUUAUAACCAUGAUGUGGAAUCAUCAUCCUUAUCUAAUGCCUUGGAUUUGCUGACGACAUCUGAUGAUCAACUAAAUCUUCUCCUGGCUGAGGUAAAUCUUCUGGCCAAUGGCAUACAAACUGCUACUUCAAUGGCAGAUGGUGACGACAACGAUUCAAUUAAAGUAGAUACAGAGUUGAGGAUGAUACUUAAAGACAUAUUCACGGAAAACACUAGGUUGAGGAAACAGGUCAAUUCGUAUUUCCAGCACAAUAUGAGAUUGAGGAUGUCAAAGGAAGGUGAUGAUGCAGAGGCUUCUUCUUCUUCUUCUUCUUCACAAAACACUAAAGUAAAUAUCACAACAGUGACAUAAUUUCCCUGUUUAUCAGUAUAUUAUUUCCCUCUUUCUUCUUGUUUUUUGCCCUCUCACCCCUUUAAAUAUAAGAAAAGCACUUUGUUGAUUCAGAA
Molecule: messenger RNA, 2666 nt
Organism: Cucumis melo (muskmelon)
Lineage: Eukaryota; Viridiplantae; Streptophyta; Magnoliopsida; Cucurbitales; Cucurbitaceae
Product: PX domain-containing protein EREL2
Exons: 11
Coding region: 382-2571 (729 amino acids)
Biological process (GO): protein transport
Molecular function (GO): phosphatidylinositol binding
Source: RefSeq, a predicted model, not a curated record